This is a messenger RNA of Phyllotreta striolata, 1455 nucleotides long. Lineage: Eukaryota; Metazoa; Arthropoda; Insecta; Coleoptera; Chrysomelidae. The record is from the annotation of a GenBank genome assembly.
AUGAUUUUUAAUCUACUUCGAAUACACCAAACCAAAGCGCUUCACUGUUACAUUUUAAUGACCCUGUGGAUCCUGCUGAUAGUAGUGGGAAUCUACAAGUUUUUAGAAUCUAAGCAAAAACUAACCGAGACCGAAGUCUCAUCGGCAUCUUACACCAAUCUAGCUUUAGACGCGAAAACGAAGAGGAUAUUUCGAAUAUGCAACUUCCCCGAAGACAUUUCCACCGGGGACGAAGGAGCCAUAAGGGGGAGUAAAUGGUAUCUCAAAGGUUUGAUAAUUUUACUUAGGCACGGUGAUAGAGGACCACUUCAGCACAUCAAGAAAAUAUCCUCUAUAAAUUGCGGUACAGAAAAUAGCGAGAUUUUAUCAUCGUAUAAGGCAUAUUUGCGCAAUCAAUCGUUACCUGGAAAAGUCUCCUGGGCAGGUCCGGGGCCUUUUCACAAUUUCCCGUUUCUUCCAGUUCAUCCGACUCAGUGCCAUUUAGGUCAAUUGACGAUGCAAGGUAUAUUUCAAUUGUUAAAACUAGGCAAUUUGUUAAAAAGCAACUACGAGGAUAUUUGGGCGAAAUUAUCGACUCUAAAACCUAGUGAAGUAUUAGUCUACAGCACGCGUUACCGUAGAACCUUCCAAUCGGUAUUGGCCUUCUUGUUUGGUUUCAUUCCAUCGGAUGUUCUCGAGAAAAUUAGCAUACACGAGAGUCAAAGUAUGAGUUUCUGUUUCAAGGAUUGUGGUUGCCCCAUCACAGAGAAACUAUACAGGAACGUGAAAAAGAGUAUAUCGCAGCAAUUGCAGUCUCAUCCUGCUGUUGCAGCCCUCGCCGAAUCCACCGGUUCUACUCUAUUUUCAAUCAACGGAGAAUCCACAGCCACCAAUGCAGAUCCGCAUUUCAUUAGAGAUGCUCUACUGACGUUCGUUUGCCACAGGAACGGGUUGCCUUGUGACUCUCCUGUGAAUUGCAUUAGACGACAAAACGUUGUCGGGAUAUUCACCUACACGGACUGGAUAAACUACCAGAAAUGGAGAGACCGUAAUUGGAAAAGGUACUGCUUGUUGAAAUCGUACGGUCUAAUACGACACAUUGUCCAACAGAUGCUGCAAAUGGUAUCCGAUAACGGCCCUUACCUAGUGGUGUAUUCGGGCCACGACCACACUUUGGAGCAGUUGAGCUGCGCGCUGGGCCUGCCGAACGAUCCGUUUCUGUUGAGGUACGCGGCCCGCAUCGCGAUCGAGAUAUACCAAGAGAACGAGGAUUACCUCGCGAACAAUCGAGGCAUUUACUUCAGGGUGCUUUCGAACGGUGUGGACGUUACGAGGCAGAUCGGUUUUUGCAGGAACACGGUCAGUGUUAGCGCGAGAGUUUAUUUGUGCAAAAUGGAGGAUAUCGUGCGGUUUUUGCACGACGAUUAUUUCAGUACGUUGAAUGUUACCAAUUUCAAAGACGCUUGUUUGCGGUGA